AUGUUUACAGCUGCCUCUUAUGAAGUGACACUAAGUGGGUCGGUCAGGGCUCAACUAGAAGAACCAAACCAAACCCUACACGUCCUGCAGCCCUUCCCCAUUACCCCUCAUGAAGGUCAUAUCACUGCUCAAGAACUGCUCAGCAUAUUUGCUGAUUCCUAUGUAUUGAAUGUUUCACAUGUUGGAAAACCUACUCAGAUAGCAGGAGAGAUCAAUGGUGGUAUAAGAAACGAAAUUCCAACAAAGUGGAAGAUAACAGACUACUAUAAUAUUAAUAAAGAAGUUGAUCACGAGUCCAAAUUUUAUAUCCAUAAAUCAAUGGAUCUCUCAAUGAAGACUCAACUCAAGUUUAGAGAUCAUGCAUCUCCUGCAGCUUCUUCUUCUUCUUCAAACGAUGGUGACAGUGAAGCAUCUUCUUUGAAGCGAACGAAGCGGAACGGAAGCGACGAUGAACAACGAGAGAAGAACAACUCUUCCUCAAGAAAGUCCAGAGAGAAGAAAGCAAGAGUUGAAAAGGAAAACGAGAAGAGGUGCUGGGAGUUGGAGAAGGAACACGAGUCUUUGAGCCGAGAAUCAGAAGAACUGAGACAAACGAUUGAACAAUUGCAGGAAUACCACAGUACGCUGUUGAAAGAAGUGAGACAACGUCUGUGGAGUGUAUUUUAAUAAUGAAACAUUGAAACACGUUCUUCAUUGUUCGUUGUCAGCAACACUUGUUGAAACAUUAAAACUAGUCCAUUCUCAAACAAUCUAAAAUAUGAGAGUUUCUAAAAUAAUGGUAUAAUUAUUACCUUUCACAUAAUACUAAAAAGGCCAUGAAUAAAUUGUGUUGUUAUUUUUAAAAUAGAAAACCUGUCUCAAGUGAUGACAAUAGGUAUCCGUGUAAUAAGUCUUUACCGUAUUAUCAUACAUUAAGCCAUUUAAAGUAAUCAUAUUUCUAACUAAUCUACUGAUAUGUUUAUCUGAUACAAUGUAUUGGUUGGGAAGUUUAGAGUUAAAAUAUUAAUUAUAAGAUGGACAGUUUAAGGUUAUUGUACUAUGUUAUCUGGUUAUUAGUAGUAUAAAUAUAUAUUAAAAUAGUAGUGCAUAGUAAAACAUAUUAGGAAUAUAAUUGAUAAAACAGAAGAUACUAUGAGUAGUGAUUGUAAACAAAACCAUGUUAAACUUGCCAAAGUAUGAAACAACCAGUUCCAAAACGUAAAUAAUAAAUAGAAACUGAUAAAUACAACUUUAUUCUUAUUUGUUGUUUGUUUCGGUAUAAAGUAUUGCCGUAAGGUAAUAGAAUGUUGAAUUGUGAAGUAUUAUUGUGAUUUUAAAAUGUGUAUUUACAAUAAAUACUUAACUAAACCAAAA
This is a messenger RNA of Homalodisca vitripennis (glassy-winged sharpshooter), 1353 nucleotides long. RefSeq lists its product as uncharacterized. Bases 1 to 666 code for a protein of 221 amino acids. Gene Ontology annotation, molecular function: DNA-binding transcription factor activity. The transcript is spliced from 2 exons. The record is from RefSeq and is a predicted model, not a curated record. NCBI's taxonomy places the organism in Eukaryota, Metazoa, Arthropoda, Insecta, Hemiptera, Cicadellidae. Gene Ontology annotation, biological process: regulation of DNA-templated transcription.